This is a messenger RNA of Durio zibethinus, 356 nucleotides long. Its product is annotated as auxin-induced protein X15-like. Gene Ontology annotation, biological process: response to auxin. NCBI's taxonomy places the organism in Eukaryota, Viridiplantae, Streptophyta, Magnoliopsida, Malvales, Malvaceae. The record is from RefSeq and is a predicted model, not a curated record.
AUGGGUUUCCGGUUGCCAAGAAUCGUUAAUGCCAAGCAGAGUCUAAAAAGGACACUUCCAUUUUCUGAGACCAAAGUGGUACCGAAAGGCCACUUUGCUGUUUAUGUUGGAGAAACUGAAAAGAAGAGAUUUGUUGUCCCAAUCUCAUUCCUGAAGCAUCCUUCCUUCCAAAAUUUGUUGAGUCAAGCUGAAGAAGAGUUUGGAUUUAAUCAUCCUAUGGGUGCUGUGACCAUCCCCUGCGGCGAAGAAGCUUUCAUUGAUCUCACUUGCAGUCUGCGAGCUCAAUAGAGUUAACAUGAAAAGGUUAACCAGUAAUCAAGCAGAGAUCAACUCUCUCUAGCCCGACUGACAAAUAC